Striga hermonthica is the source of this 894-nucleotide messenger RNA. The record is from the annotation of a GenBank genome assembly. Lineage: Eukaryota; Viridiplantae; Streptophyta; Magnoliopsida; Lamiales; Orobanchaceae.
AUGGCGGAAGGCCUUGAAACACAUCCCUCUUUAUCUUCUCACCAAUCCUCUUCUAACGACGUCGUCAAGGAUCAAUCACAGGCACCUUCAUUUGAUGAUCUAAAACCCCCUAGCAGCAAUAACUCGACGUGCCCAAUCAUGUACCCUGCCUUAGUUCCUGGGCUGUUCCCUCCUCAACUGGACCAGGACCAAAUGAAUCGUGGGCCGGGCCUCUAUGCUGUCCCAGUUCUUCCAUUCGCACAAUCCAUUACUGGGUUCCCCACCAAUACUCUUAUACCUUUCACCUACAACAUACCCACUGCAAGAAGUUCAUCGGGGAAUGGAGGUGCGGGUGCUGAGCAGGGACAACUACAACCAGGGGAACAACCUCAACAACAGCAAGAAGCUGGACCUCAAAGACAAGUCAUUGUUCGGAGAUUUCAAAUUGCUAUCCAGCUUGAUCUGUUGCUUAUCUUAAAAUUGGCUGCGGUUAUCUUCUUGUUUAACCAGGAUGGAUCAAAACAGAGGCUUACUCUCCUCGUUUUCUUUGCUUCACUCGUUUAUUUAUAUCAAACUGGAGCCCUUGCACCCGUGAUACGGUGGCUUUCAGAAAGAACACAAAGGGCAGUGGCUCGUCCCCAGCCACCCCGAGCUGCCGCUCGAGCGGACAAUUUACCUGCAGCCGAGGGACGGGGAAAUGAAAACGCUGGCUUAGCAGCAGGGGCACAACCUGUGGGGGAAAACGAGAAUGAUCAAGCGGGUGAUGGUGAUAGAGCUGAUGAUAACGAGCAUGGUGGAGAACAAAAUGAGCAGGUUGAGGCUGGGAAUCGGUGGUGGGGAAUUGUGAAAGAGAUUCAAAUUAUCGUCUUUGGUUUCAUUACCUCACUUCUGCCCGGAUUCAACAACUUAGAUUAG